Lampris incognitus (smalleye Pacific opah) is the source of this 6500-nucleotide messenger RNA. It is a transcript of the gene pcnx2, whose product is annotated as pecanex 2. The record is from RefSeq and is a predicted model, not a curated record. Bases 11 to 6202 code for a protein of 2063 amino acids. The transcript has 41 exons. NCBI's taxonomy places the organism in Eukaryota, Metazoa, Chordata, Actinopteri, Lampriformes, Lampridae. Gene Ontology annotation, cellular component: membrane.
GGGAGGAGAGAUGGGCUCCCAGGUUGUGCAGACCCUGCGCCAGGGAGUCUGGGCGUCACUAACCGGGGGCUGGUACCACGACCCGGACCAGAACAAAUUCAACAACUCGUGCCAUCUAUAUCUCUGGAUCUUCCUGCUGAUGCUGCCCCUGUCUCUCCAUCUGGCCCUUCCACCGACCACCAUGGCACUGAGCAUCUACUGCACCUCCAUCACUGUCUUCUUCAUCCUCAUCAAGCUGGCCAACUACCGUCUGCACCUGAUGUUUGACCAGGGCGAGGCGGUGGCCCGCAGUAGCCUCUCAGACCUCAGCAAGGCCCCUGAGAAGAAGAGUAAUGCCUCUGACUCCUGCCUGCCUGCCAGCAUCAGGAAGAGCAGCACAGUGCCAGACAGUGUUGCCAUGACAAUGCUGGCACAGAACCGGCCCAGUCCAGUGAUCCAGGUGACAGUGAAACAGACUGAAACUGAUCCGGGUCUCAUUGGAGUGGAGUGUCCAAAGUCAGAUGAGGUGAAGGCUACAGAAGGACAGACUGAGUGCACUGUGGAGGAGAGACCUGCAGAGGAUGGUCUUCAGCCUAGCCAAGAGCUUUCUCCAGAGGACUUCUCCAGCCCCAACCCUGACCAGGAUGCCCCACUGCUGCCGGCCCAGCAGAGGCCUCCUAAAGAGACUACAGACAGGGAAAUGGUGGACGAGGGUCUGUCUCUCUCUAAGGGCAGUGAGGGGGGGAGUGGGGAGGAGAGUCAGGGGCAGAGAGAGCCCUCGGAUGCCAACAAUAACUCGCUGGAGAUCCCCCAGGACCACCAGGAUGAUCUUAUCGACAUCUCCCAGUCUCCUACACAGGCUGAGCCGUUGGAGGAGACAUAUUGCUCUGAUGAGAUCGCGGUGGUUCUGGUGGACAACUCCGUUCCUGGACCGACGUCAGCCCAUCUGGAUGACAGCGACACCGUGAAGAUAAUCAUCACCAUGAGCUGUGACCCACAAACUGCUGCUCAGUUGGAGGAGAGUGUCAAGCAGAGCCUCCUGGAGAACGCACAGGCUCAGAAAGAAGCAGGAGAGUGCCAUAUCAAAAUCCCUGUCAUCACCUUUGACUCCCCGGAAGAAGAGAGGGAGGAGGGUGAGGAAGGGGCCAGGUCCGAGGAUGAAUCCACUCCAAAGCAGCUAGAGAUGAUGAACCUGAGUGAAGAAUUCCAUCUUUGCAGGGAAACACUAAGUUCUGAGUCGACCACGCUCGAAUGUCCAGAUCCUGACCAGGAGCAUCUGAGCACUCAACUCACCAAUGACAACAUGCCCAGCCCGCAACUGACCAAUGACAAUAGUUCGUCGGGCAUCGAUGUCCACUCCCACCCUGACGACACGGACUCUCCUGAUCUCAAUGUGGAUUCGGAGGGUUUCCUGCGUUUGCCGCCUGCGUUUGGUCGGUACGGGCCUGGAGGAAGGACUCACAUCCGUGGGCUCAGCAUGGACAGCGGGAAAGAUGCUGUUCUACUGUCAGACUGUUCCCGUAACACGACCACCAUGACCAGUUCUAAGUCAGACCUGGAAGCCAAGGAAGGCCAGAUCCCCAACGAGUCCAACUUCCUGGAGUUUGUUUCUCUGCUGGGCUCACUUAGCACCAGAGGAGGUGGUGCCAGUUCAAAGGAAGAGGAAAAACAGGAACGCAAAGAGGAAACAGGAGCUGGAGAGGAAGAGCACGAGACCCCCAGACACGAUGACGCGAUCACAGUGUCGAACACUGACAGCCAGCCCGAGAGACCAAACCCACCCAACAGUCUGGCUACAGACACCCUGCAGACCGUACCUCCCUCACACAUCCCAAUAGUCUCCCCUGACAGUCCCCAGACAGACCGCGAGAAGGACCCGGAUUACGAUUCCUUACCCUCCCAGACCUCCCAGUCUGAGAGCUCCAUGCUACAGGUCAUCUGCCGGCCAGAGGCCACCAACAAAGAAGAGGCUUACACCUUCCACACUGUACACAGAGACAGGCCUCGGAAGCUGUAUGCGGAGAGAGCCCUGAACCUGCCUCUGGGAGCCGAGCUCAUCACUGGCAACAUGUGUGACCUGCUGUCAACUUCUUCCAACUCAGAAUGCCAGGACGGCCUGGUGGGCGGUCACUCCGACUGCCCGUUCCAGCGCCGCAUCAUCCCCGCCCACAGGCUUCGGCCACGUAGAACACACCCCGAGAUCUUCCAGGAGGACUCUUUGGACGAGUCCUCGGAAACAUCCACACAGGAGAAGCCGACCAGGAAGCUUUAUUACAAGCUGGCUUUGUUUCCUGGGAAAUGGAUUAACAUCCUGUAUGACCGACUCACCUUGCUUGCCCUACUGGACAGGAACCAGGAUGUUCGGGAGAACUUGGUAGCGGUCUUCAUGGCCUUCCUUGUCUCCUUUCUCGGCUUCCUCCUCCUUAACCACGGCUGUUUCAAAGACUUCUGGGUGUUCCAGUUCUGCCUGGUUAUUGCCAGCUGCCAGUACUCAUUACUAAAGAGUGUCCAGCCAGAUGCUGCCUCACCAACACAUGGCCAUAACCAGCUGGUGGCUUACAGCCGUGCGGCCUAUUUCUGCAUCUUCUGCGGUCUAAUCUGGCUGCUGGAGCAGCUGCUGAGGUGGAAGGAUCUUCCGGUCUCCACCCUGUAUGGUGUCACCAUCGUCUGUCACGAUGCCCUCGGCUUCCUCCGAGACCUGCUAGUGGGUUUUACUUACUGCUUCCCCGUUGCCUUCUUGGUGGGCCUGUUCCCUCAGAUCAAUACCUUCAUGAUUUACCUGCUGGAGCAGAUCGACAUGCACUUCUUUGGAGGAACAGCCGCCACUGGCCUCCACUCUGCAAUCUACAGCAUCCUGCGCAGUCUCUUAGCUUUGUCUCUACUCUACGGCUUCUGCUUUGGAGCUCUCAAGGAGCCAUGGGAUGAGCAGCACACCCCAGCUCUGUUCUCUGGUUUCUGUGGCCUCUUGGUUGUCUUCUCCUACCACCUCAGUCGGCAGAGCAGCGACCCCUCCGUGUUACUAUCCCUGAUCAAGUCUAAGCUAAUGCCGGCUCUGGUAGAGAAUGAGGAAGAGGAGGAGGAAGACUCGGAUAUUAAAGACCCGCUCCCGGAGAAGCUUCAGAACUCAAUGAAGGACAUCCUCCUGUCAGAUGUGAUAGUGUGCUCUGUUGCCUACAUCCUAACCUUCGCCGUCACCGCUAGUACAGUCUUCCUCUCUCUCAAGCCCUUUGUGACCAUCGUGUUGUAUGCGCUGGCGGGGACCGUAGGUUUCGUCACCCACUACCUGAUCCCCCAGCUGAGGAAGCACCACCCGUGGCUAUGGAUCUCCCACCCCAUCCUCAAGACCAAGGAAUACCACCAGUUUGAACCCAGAGAGGAUGCUGUGCUGAUGUGGUUUGAGCGACUGUACGUCGGCCUGCUGUGUUUUGAGAAGUACGUGGUUUACCCCGCCAUCGUGCUGAGUGCGCUCACUAACGACGGCUUUGCCCUCAGUCACCGCAAGAAGCUGGGGAUCCACUGUGAUGUUUUUCUGAUGACGGUUGCGGGUCUCAAACUCUUGCGCUCGUCCUUCUGCGACCCCAGCUUCCAGUUCCUGACACUCCUCUUCACGCUUGUGUUCUUCCACUUUGACUGUCCGCACGCCUCCGAGAGCUUCCUGCUUGACUUUUUCCUCAUGUCCAUCAUCUUUCACAAGAUGCGCGAUCUGCUGCUGAAGCUUCAUUUCAUCCUGGUUUACAUCGCUCCCUGGCAGAUUGCCUGGGGAAGCGCCUUCCACGCCUUCGCUCAGCCCUUCGCUGUACCUCACUCAGCCAUGCUGUUGCUCCAGACCCUGUUGACCACCGUCUUCUACACUCCCCUGGCCCCCUUCCUCGGCAGUGCCAUCUUUAUCUCCUCCUACCCGCGGCCUGUCAAGUUCUGGGAGCGCAACUACAACACCAAUCGUAUUGAUAACUCCAACAGCAGGCUGGUGUCCCAGGUGGAUAAAGAGACCGGCUGUGACGAUAACAACUUAAACUCCAUCUUCUACGAGUACCUAACCCGUUCACUGCAGCAUUCGCUAUGUGGCGACCUGAUGUUAGGACGGUGGGGCAACUACAGUGCUGGAGACUGCUUCAUCCUGGCCUCGGACUACCUCAAUGCCCUGGUCCACCUCAUCGAGAUAGGCAAUGGACUGGUUACCUUCCAGCUGAGGGGUUUGGAGUUCAGAGGCACUUACUGCCAGCAACGGGAGGUGGAGGCCAUCACAGAGGGUGUUGAGGAGGAUGACGCGUGCUGCUGUUGCGAGCCAGGUCAUCUGCCUCACAUGCUGUCCUGCAACGCAGCCUUUAACCUGCGCUGGCUGGCCUGGGAAGUGACAGCUACCAAGUACCUACUAGAGGGCUACAGCAUCAGUGAGAACAAUGCUGCCACCAUGCUGCAAGUCUACGACCUGCGCAAGCUGCUCAUCACUUACUACCUGAAGAGUAUCAUCUACUUCCUGGUCCAGUCUCCCAAGCUGUCCGGCUGGCUGAAGGAUGUAACCAUUCAGGACUCACUGCAGUCCUACACCAAAUGGCACCACAUUGAGCGCGACCCACAGGUCUUCAGUGUGAAGAUUGAUGAAGACUACGUGCACUGCUUGCAGGGGGUGACGCGUGCCAGUUUCUGCAACGUCUACCUGGAGUGGAUCCAGUACUGUGCCGGCAAAAUGGAGACACCCAUGGAAAGUGAUGAGGACUCCCCUCUGGUGACUCUGUCCUAUGCUCUCUCUGUUCUUGGGAGGAGAUCCCUUGGCACAGCAUCACACAACAUGUCCAAUAGUCUGGAGUCGUUCCUGUAUGGUUUCAACACACUCUUCAAAGGAGACUUCCGCAUUGCCACCAAAGACGAGUGGGUGUUCGCUGAUAUGGACCUUCUGCAGAAGGUGGUGGCUCCCGCCGUCAGGAUGAGCCUCAAACUGCACCAGGACCAUUUCACAUGUCUGGAGGAGACAGAGGAGGCGUCCAUCUUGUACGAGGCCAUCAGCAACUACCGUAGCAGCUUGGUCAUCUGCCAUGAGAGCGACCCCGCUUGGCGUAAGGCGGUCCUGUCCAGCCGCGACACGCUGCUCACGCUGAGGCACAUGAUCGACGACGGGACGGACGAGUACAAGAUCAUCAUGCUGUACAAACGCCACCUGAGCUUCAAGGUCAUCAAGAUCAACAAGGAGUGUGUGCGUGGUCUGUGGGCGGGCCAGCAACAGGAGCUGGUCUUCCUGCGGAACAGGAACCCGGAGCGUGGCAGCAUUCAGAACUCCAAGCAGGCGUUGAGAAACAUGGUCAACUCAUCCUGCGACCAGCCACUUGGCUACCCAAUGUAUGUGUCGCCGUUAACCACGUCGUAUGCCGGGACACACCGGAUGCUCCGCAGCAUCGGAGGAGGGCCGUUAAGUCUGGACUCCAUACGCAGCUGGUUCUGCUCCAAAUGGCUACGGGUGCGUAAGGACAACCUGACCAGCUGCAACAGCGGGGUGAACAUGGAUGAUGUCGACUGUGGUGCUGGUGGUUCAUCCUCCAUGAGUCACAACCACCCUUCUUCGGUCACCUCCAACAGCCUGAGCCUUUAUCAGCACAGGGCCCGGACCACUCACAACCACAGACCCCACAACACCGCCAGGAGAGAGUACCGCAGCCGGUCAGUUCAGCCCCAGAGCCAGCGGCCUCCUGUCAGCAGCCAAUCAGGGCCCAUCCUGGACUCAGGCUCCGCUCAUGGCUUGGUCCAGCGUCUGUCCAAUAGUCAGUUGUCCUUCAACACCUCUAUAGCCUCCAUCUUCUCCCAGGUCCCUCGUCUGUCAGGAGCUGGUGGGAUCAGCUCCCAGCUGCAGGCAGCGCAGCAUCAGCAGCGCUCCAGCCAGGUCUCUUCGUCCUCCUCCACUCUCAGCCUGCUGUUUGGGAAACGUAGUUUUUCCAGCGGUUUGGUCAUCUCUGGGCUGUCGGCAGCCGAGGGGGGAAACACCACUGACACGCAGUCCUCAUCCAGCGUAAACAUCGCCAUUGGACCCUCACACAGGUCCAGCAGUCGAGCUACACAGUGGACAUCAGAGGCAUACGAGAGUAUAGAUGCGACCUAUCCAAAUACUGCUAUUGGUCUAAAAGACAGCACACAGUCAGGUGACAGAGGCACCAGCCAAGGCAUAGACAAGACCCAGGAGGACUCAGCCUCUGACUCAACGGCCCCGGAGGCUAUGGAUCAAAAGACCAUCUGAGAAAAAGAAAAUAAACAUACACUCAAGUACACACACACACAUACACACACACACACACACAAGAGACUGUGAGGGUGCAUGCACACUCACGCCCAUAUACAGAGAAGACUGUGAAAGAUCUCACACAUACACACACACACUCACACGAUUCUAGGCGAUAACACCCAUGCACAUGAGUCUGCCUCCUGUUCUGUCCUCAGCAUGGUCUCAGCCUGUGGUCUGAAUGUAAACCAAUCUCAAUGGAUAAAAAGAAAAUCGUGAUCUCAGACUUGGUGACGAAAUAAAAGAGAGUUUUUAA